This is a messenger RNA of Scomber scombrus (Atlantic mackerel), 1425 nucleotides long. Its product is annotated as transcription factor Maf. Gene Ontology annotation, cellular component: nucleus. NCBI's taxonomy places the organism in Eukaryota, Metazoa, Chordata, Actinopteri, Scombriformes, Scombridae. The record is from RefSeq and is a predicted model, not a curated record. The transcript is spliced from 3 exons. Bases 276 to 1280 code for a protein of 334 amino acids. Gene Ontology annotation, molecular function: RNA polymerase II cis-regulatory region sequence-specific DNA binding; DNA-binding transcription factor activity, RNA polymerase II-specific. Gene Ontology annotation, biological process: regulation of transcription by RNA polymerase II.
CAGAGAGAGCGGCGCUCAGACACCCGCACGCUGGGAGAGAGGGAGGAAACAGCGCUGCUCCAAUGCGUCUGUGCAAUACAGACUGAAGAAAAAAAAAAAACUUAUCGACUCACAAAACCAAAUCCUGCGCUGCGCAAUUAGUGCGAGAAAAUCCACUUUUUCCUCCGGUUUUGAAGAAAAUAAAUAAAGAAAUCAAGCUGGCUCAGUGCGUGUCUCAGCAGCCCACGUUGACAGGUGCUCCUCACCCCCUUUGGAGGACUGUCAACAGCAAGAGGAUGGCAUCAGAGCUGGCAAUGAGCAACUCCGACCUGCCCACCAGUCCCCUGGCCAUGGAAUAUGUUAAUGACUUCGAUCUGAUGAAGUUUGAAGUGAAAAAGGAGCCGGUGGAGCCCGAUCGCAGCAUCAGCCAGUGCAGCCGCCUGGUCGCCGGGGGAUCCCUAUCUUCCACCCCGAUGAGCACGCCUUGCAGCUCGGUUCCCCCCUCUCCAAGCUUCUCGGCGCCCAGUCCGGGAUCAGGGAGCGAACAGAAGGCGCACUUGGAGGAUUUCUACUGGAUGACCGGGUACCAACAGCAGUUGAACCCCGAGGCUCUGGGCUUUAGCCCGGAGGACGCCGUAGAGGCGCUGAUCAGCAGCAGUCACCAGCUCCAGACCUUCGAUGGCUAUGCCAGAGGGCAGCAGUUCGGUGGCGCAGCCGGGGCAGGAGGCGCCAUGGCCGGGGAGGAGAUGGGAUCAGCGGCCGCCGUGGUGUCCGCGGUUAUCGCUGCAGCUGCAGCUCAGAACGGGACUCCCCACCACCAUCAUCACCAUCACCACCACCACCACGCAGGAGCACACCACUCGUCCUCCGGGUCUCAGUCCGGCGGUGGAGCGGGUGGAAACCACCAGCACCUGCGCUUGGAAGAUCGGUUCUCGGACGACCAGCUGGUGACCAUGUCCGUGCGGGAAUUGAACCGGCAGCUCCGGGGGGUUAGCAAGGAAGAGGUGAUUCGUCUGAAACAGAAGAGGAGGACGCUAAAGAACAGAGGCUAUGCCCAGUCCUGUCGGUACAAGCGGGUCCAGCAGCGGCACGUCCUGGAGGGAGAGAAGACGCAACUCAUUCAGCAGGUGGACCACCUCAAGCAGGAGAUCUCCCGGCUGGCCAGGGAGAGGGACGUCUACAAGGAGAAAUACGAGAAGCUGAUCAGCACCGGCUUCAGAGAAAACGGAGGAUCCAGCAGCGACAACAACCCCUCAUCCCCGGAGUUUUUCAUGACGUCGAGAAAAUUCCUCCAUCUGUGAUAGAGAGCUGUCAUCUCUUCAUCCCGCCACCCUGGAGUCUGAGAUAUCAUGACACUGGAAUGCUGAUGUUUCAAGAGCAACCUACGGCACCAGACUGCCAUAAAGCACAAUGUCUCAAAAUCGUCCCGACAACGGCUUCACGGCA